AUGUCGACUGCACAGGAAGAGGAGCAGCACCUGAGAGACUGCGCGUCGUACAUCCAGACGCACCGCAUCCAGCGGUUGUUCAAGGACUGCAUCGUCCAGCUGUGUCUGUCCCGACCAGAGAAUCCGAUCGGCUUUCUGCGGCAGUACUUCCAGAAGCUGGAGCGGGAACAGGCAAAGCUGGACGCCAGCAAGCAGGCAGCCACACCGGAUGAUCUCGAUGAUCUGAGCCCAAUGCCACAGACGACAGCACCACCGGUGCGACGUCGUGGUGGCAUCUCCGCUGAACCAGUCACUGAAGAGGACGCGACCAGCUACGUAAAGAAGGUCGUCCCAAAGGACUACAAGACGAUGGCGGCUCUGUCAAAGGCGAUCGCGAAGAAUGUGCUUUUCUCGCACCUCGACGAGAACGAGCGAUCCGACAUCUUUGACGCGAUGUUCCCCUGUAACUUCCUGCCCGGUGAACCGAUCAUCCAGCAGGGCGACGAAGGCGACAACUUUUAUGUCAUCGACAUCGGCGAGGUCGAGGUAUUUGUAAAUAACGAACAGGUGACGACGAUCAGCGAGGGUGGAAGCUUUGGCGAGCUGGCCCUGAUUUACGGUACGCCCCGUGCGGCCACCGUCCGUGCCAAAACCGAUGUGAAGCUGUGGGGCAUCGAUCGGGACUCGUACCGCCGCAUCCUGAUGGGCUCGACGAUCCGGAAGCGCAAGAUGUACGAGGAGUUCCUGUCGCGCGUCUCGAUAUUGGAGAGCCUCGACAAGUGGGAACGGCUCACGGUGGCCGAUGCGCUCGAACCAGUCACCUUCGAAGACGGAGAAACAAUCGUGAAGCAGGGUGAACCGGGCAACGAUUUCUACAUCAUCGUGGAAGGAUGUGCCACCGUCAUGCAGAAGCGUGGAGAGAACGAGGAAGCGGCAGAAGUCGGUCGUCUCGGACCGUCGGAUUACUUCGGUGAAAUUGCACUGCUGCUGGACCGGCCACGUGCCGCCACCGUUAUUGCCCGCGGUCCGCUCAAGUGCGUCAAGCUGGACCGAGCUCGGUUCGAGCGGGUGCUUGGGCUGUGUGCGGACAUCCUGAAGCGAAACAUCACCCAGUACAACAGCUUCGUUUCGCUAUCCGUCUAAGAUUCGUUCGAAUCCAAACGUAACUGGGCCUGCGGGCGUGCCGUGUGGGGAGGAACCGGGACCGCGGAACCGUGUAGUUGCAUAUGUAGACUGCGGUGAAUUAGAGAUUCUUACCAGCGAUACGCUUCUGAUGACCAGGCUCCAAUAAGCAUACGUAGCAAACAGUUUCGCUUUGGUUAUUGUCAUGCACGACCGCUGUUUGAAUGUGAAAGUGAAGGAAGGGGGUGUUCAUGGACCUACGUGCAUGGAUAUGAGAUCGAAGAUCGUAUAUGUGCGAGUUCGUGCGUGCGUACGUGGUUGCAAUUUUGUUUCAAUCUCUUUCUCACCAUUCAUACCCCCGCGGGAAUCUUCUGACGUCGAUAGUAAGGAGGCAGUUAGGCAUGAUCCUGGAAAGGGAUUGUUUUGUUCACGCGUAAAGGAGAGAACACGCCUCUGGGCAGACGGUUGGCGCGUGUGUAUAGUUUACUUAAUCGGGAUGUAGGGCAUGGAACCAUUUGAAACUACCAUCAUCUCGUUAGAAGGCAUUCGAGAGGAAGGCUGUACCUUAAGUUCUGUCUUCUUAGCCGCGUCGUAUUAGAAUCGAGUGAUGAAAUCGCCGGAGGAAGUUAGCAAAACGGGCGCUAGAAACACGAGAGAGAAGAUGCAAGGAUUGUAGUAAUAUUAGUUAAAACGAGCGAUCUAUUAGCGUCCGUCUGUAGUAUCGUGGACGUUUGUCAGCUUUUAAUUUCUCGUCUUAACAAUUACCGACUCUUUGAAUUAAUGCAUUAAAUUAGUUGACUAUUUAUAACCGAUUUGUGUAAGAAGGUAGAAGGAUUGGAGAUGGUUGAAAGGCGGAAGGAGCGAGUGUGAUCGAGUAGAACACUAGAGGAAAAGCGAGGUGUAUUUUGUGUAAAAAAAACUAAUUUAAACUAUAAAAGGUCGUAUGCGUUAAAAAACGGAGCAAAACGAAAGCAAAACAAAAAUGCAGCCCCUACAUCGUUCUCAGUCGAAUCAAUCCCAGCGAUACGCAGUCGGUAUUUGCAAUUUUGUAAAAUGAAAUGCAACUGAACUGAAAAUUAUGUUGGCACAGCAACAAAUUUACAUGCUUCAAAAAGGUGUCUAACAUGGGGUGAAAAAUUGGACAUAUUCUGAAAAAGGAUUUGUAAAGCCACCAGACGAAAUUUGUAAUUGGAUAAGAUCCGAUUUUGCAGGAUGCAGGUUACUGUUUGGAAUCUAAGGAACGUGAGGAGCAAGAAAACAUUGUGAAAUCAGACCGCAUGCGGAUCAGCACAAUUAACAUAAUAUGAAGGUGAAGAAAAGAAAAAAACAUAUAAACUGUGAGGGAAUCGACGAAAACAGAUGCGAUACAGGAAUCAAACACAGGUACACAUUGUUUCUCGACGUUUUUAGCUGUUCGGUGUCUGUAUAUGUUGGUGUAAAUGCGCUAAUCCAGCAUAAACCAGCGAUCAUACAUCUUGUGCACGUUUUUUGGCCGAAACUCAUCGUCUAUGUCGCGCGGGUUGUGCGUGUCCGGGGAUAAGCUUAUUAAGAUCACAUUUUAUAACAGUUCUUUUAUAUGGCAUAGUACGGAAUAUAUGGCAUAGACAGUGUUUCAAUAUAUUAGAAAGCUAUUUCAAAAUUUUACUCUUCCAUUCAUAUGAAUAGAAUAAAGGAUGAUUCUAUUAUAGUUUGGCCAUUGGUAGAGUGAAUUUAUCGUUCUAAUCAUCACCCGCGUUUCAUCCUAUUACGCUAAUCCCUCGCAGUAUUGUAUCUUCAUUGAAAACCUAGAAAAAAGAUCAAAAACUGGCUUGCCUAAACCUUACACGAAGAAGGAACUGGUUGUAAUGGUAUUGGAUGAAAUGCUAAUGUAUGCAAUCUUGCUGUGGGGCAAAAUAAUAUUUAGCAGGACAUCAAAAAGGACAAUGCGAUUUUUCUUCAAUUACGUUCACAAUAUGCCAAGAAGUACCUUGUGAUGAGAUUCUUUUCACCGACGACACAAACCAACGCACGUAAGACGAAGCGCGGCGACUUAAGCUGAUGAGUAUCUCCUUUUGCAUCGAAACACGUAUUCAUACGUAUAACACACAUUCAUAGCUAUUAUUCAUACGGCCCAAAAUCUCCCUUUUAUGAUGUGAUGUUGCCUUGUGAGAUGUUUUAAUGUACAGUAACAAAAGAUAAACUCUAUAAAAUAAACGGUGAAGGGCUCUGGUUGGAGGUGGACGAUAAGAAGUGGCGAUUAGCAGAAGCGAACAGCAGACAGUUAUAUUGAAGCACUU
This is a messenger RNA of Anopheles nili, 3377 nucleotides long. It is a transcript of the gene Pka-R1, whose product is annotated as cAMP-dependent protein kinase type I regulatory subunit. The transcript is spliced from 5 exons. The record is from RefSeq and is a predicted model, not a curated record. Gene Ontology annotation, cellular component: cAMP-dependent protein kinase complex. Gene Ontology annotation, molecular function: cAMP-dependent protein kinase regulator activity. The coding region runs from base 1 to 1122 and encodes 373 amino acids. Gene Ontology annotation, biological process: regulation of protein phosphorylation. NCBI's taxonomy places the organism in Eukaryota, Metazoa, Arthropoda, Insecta, Diptera, Culicidae.